Molecule: messenger RNA, 1165 nt
Organism: Aspergillus saccharolyticus JOP 1030-1
Lineage: Eukaryota; Fungi; Ascomycota; Eurotiomycetes; Eurotiales; Aspergillaceae
Product: zinc-dependent alcohol dehydrogenase family protein
Exons: 5
Coding region: 83-1165 (360 amino acids)
Molecular function (GO): oxidoreductase activity
Source: RefSeq, a predicted model, not a curated record
UAUCAAGCCAUGGUCCUGCAUCUUGAAGACCCACUUUUGGGGAUAAGGUUUGGAGAUUUGGAGAGGCGGGGCGCAGCUACCCAUGAUUUGUAUACCAUUUACCAAGUGUGUACCAACCACUGUACGGCAAUUAUUCCAUGUGUAUAGGAUCAAUUAUGGAAGCAUCCAGCAGAGAAUAAGAUAUAUACUAUUCCACUCAAACACUCUCAAAUAUUUCACAUCUCCCCCCAUCCCAACCCACAACCUCAAGAAACCGAGCAUGUCGCAAGCUGUCUUACGCCUCGACGGCGAACGCAUCUCCGUCCGCAACCUCAAAGCCUUCCAGAGGCCAAUCCAAGAGCUCUCCAAGCAUGAAGUCCUGAUCCGCGUGCACAGCGUCUCGCUCAACUUCCGCAACAUCGCCGUUGCCACCUCUCAGUACUCCUUCCCCGUCACGGACCGCGUCAUUCGCUGUUCCGACGCCGCAGGUCUUGACAAACAUCCCAGCUGCCUCGGUAGUCAAGGUGCCCAAGGCCUCGCCCCAGAGCUUCUCGGAGUGAUCGAUCCUGGUUUGCACGGGGGUGACGGUAUGGAAUGCGCUAUAUGGCAAUGUGCCUCUCCGGCCGGGCCAGACUGCUUUGUGCCUGGUACGGAAGGAGUCCCCAUCACUGGUGUGAUUCUCGCUAAAGCUGCCGGCGCCACCACGAUUAAUACCUCGUCCAGCGAUGAGAAGCUUGAGAUGGUCAAGUCCAAGUUCGGGGCGGACUAUGUUUUCAACUACAAGAAAUAUCCCGAGUGGUCGCAGGAAGUGCUGCGACUCACGAACGGGAAAGGAGUGGACUACGUCCUGGAGAAUGGUGGCUCGGGUACAAUCACCAAGAGUUUAAACUCGGUCAAGAUGGACGGCAAUGUCUCCGUUAUCGGCUUCCUGUCGCAGGCGAAGCAGUCUGAAAUGCCUGAUGUCGCCAGCUUGGCGCUGGCCAAGGGUGCAGUUGUGCACGGCAUCACGGUGGGCUUGACCCAGCUGCUGGAGGAAGUCGCUCGGUUUGUCGCGAAGAAGGGACUACCUCUGCCGGUGGAAUUGGAGUUCCAGUUCACGCAGGAAGAGGUUGUUGGGACGUAUGAGUAUAUGGCAUCUGGAUCCCACAUUGGCAAGGUGUGCAUCAAGCUUGUUGACAAGGCAUAG